AUGGCCCCUCGAUCUCUCUUGGCGGGUGCACUGCUCAGCGCCUUGUAUCUGGCCAGUCCCGGAGAGGCUGCAGUCGCCGCUCAGCAGGUCUCAUCGGUCUCAGGUGCUGGUGCGCCUCUGUUCAAGAGCGAGACCGUGCAAUUGACCGAGCAGGCGCUGUCCAGCUCGGGUCUGAGCCAGAACCAGUCUGCCCUGUUCACCUUCGGCAAUGGCACGACGCUGUCCACUCGGUCCCGGUCCGAGUGCAAGGUCUUCCCGGGAGACGCCCUGUGGCCCGCGAAGUGGGUGUGGUCUCUUUUCGAUGAGCUGCUCGGUGGUGCCUUGAUCAAGACGGUGCCCUUGGCCGCACCGUGCUAUUCAUCGUGGCCCGAGUACGACAGUGAUAAGUGCGAUACCAUCACGGACGAUUGGACCAACUCUAAUCUCCAUGCGGCUGAUCCCGCCUCUGUGAUGUGGCCCUUGUACGAGGGUCGGACGUGUCUGCCCACCACCAAUGCCUCUGCAACAUGCACGGUGGGCGGUUACAGCAGCUAUGCGGUCAACGUCACCAAUGUUGCGCAGAUCCAAUUGGCCGUCAACUUUGCUCGCAAUGCUGGCCUGCGUCUGGUGGUCAAGAACACCGGUCAUGACUUCAGCGGCAAAUCCACCGGUGCCGGUGCUCUGGGUAUCUGGACUCACCACCUCAAGCAGAUCGACUAUAUCAAGAACUAUCGUAGCUCCAGCUACCAGGGCCCCGCUGUCAAGAUGGGUGCCGGUGUGCAAGCCUUUGAGAUCUAUGAGAAGGCGAACGAGCUCGGCUUCACCGUUGUGGGUGGUGAAGGCAAGACCGUUGGUGUUGCCGGUGGUUACGUCCUUGGUGGCGGCCACUCUCCGUUAUCCAGCGUGUACGGCCUCGCUGCCGACCAGGUCCUUGCUUUGGAGGUUGUUCUGGCCAGCGGCCGCUUUGUCACGGUGACUGAGGAGAGCGAUCCGGACCUGUUUUGGGCCAUCCGUGGUGGCGGUGGUGGUACCUAUGGUGUGGUCACCUCUGUCAUCUCCCGGGUUCACCCCAAGAUCGGUGUGACCGUCUCAACUUUCAACUUCGCUACUAGCACCAGCGUUUCCGCUGACACUUUCUGGGCCGGUGUCCGCGCCUAUAUGGAGCGCUUUGCCGAGUAUGCCGAUGCCGGUACCUAUGCUUACUUCUGGGUGUUGAACACUGGCACCGACUCCUUUGAGUUCCUGAUGAACCCCUUUUUCGCGGUGAACCACACUGUGGCUGAGUACAAUGCCCUCGUGCAGCCGUGGUAUGACGAUCUCGAGGCACUUGGCAUUUCUUUCACUCCCAACUCAACCUACUACGACAACUUUUAUGACGCAUGGAGCGCCGGUUUCCCUCUCGAGACCGUUGCCUCGUCGGUCAUGAUGACGGGAUCACGCCUGUUCCCGCGUGCCAACUGGGAGAGCACUGAUUCAUUUAACGCCACCUUCAAGGCCCUGCGCUCGACUGUCUCUGAAGGCUAUGCGCUCCUCGCCUUCAACAUGAAGGCCGAGCUGGUCGACGGCUACCCCGCCAGUUCCGCAAACCCCGCCUUCCGGAAGACUCUGCUUCACGCCAUCACCUCCACCAGCUGGGAUAGUGACAGCUCCGAUGCUACCAUCAAGACCAAGAUGGACUACUUUACCAACACGAUUCUCGGCGAGUGGCGUGCCACCUGCCCGGAUGCCGGUGCAUACAUGUCCGAGGCUGACAUUCUGGAGCCCGACUUCCAGCAGGCCUUCUAUGGCAGCAACUAUGCGCGCCUAUAUAAGUUGAAGCAGCGCUAUGACCCUAGCUCUCUGUUCUACGUUCCCACCGGUGUCGGCAGUGAGAACUGGACGGUGGACAGCAAGGAUGGCCUUCCUGAUCAGAAUGGCCGUCUGUGCCGUGUUUAG
Penicillium macrosclerotiorum is the source of this 1914-nucleotide messenger RNA. RefSeq names its product FAD-dependent oxidoreductase. NCBI's taxonomy places the organism in Eukaryota, Fungi, Ascomycota, Eurotiomycetes, Eurotiales, Aspergillaceae. The record is from RefSeq and is a predicted model, not a curated record. The transcript has 4 exons. Gene Ontology annotation, molecular function: oxidoreductase activity; FAD binding. Bases 1 to 1914 code for a protein of 637 amino acids.